CUUAUCGGAAAAUUUCUUUUACAUUUAUUUAUUUAUUUAUUAAGGAUUCAAGAAUCGCAGAAAAUUACACUGAAAAAAAAAAGAAAUAAAAUUAUCAUAGUUGCCCUGUUAUACUGGCUUUUAAUUUGGUUUAUAUUGCUAUUGUUAGAUAGAUAUUAAUAAAAGGUAGGAAAGAAAAAGAACGGAAAGAAAAAGAAAAAAUUUUUAAAGAAAAGGAAAGGAUACGUGGAAGAUUCAUUCUUACUGUUUCUUGUUUCUCCUGCGUCCAACACUGCCUUCUCCUUACAAUUUCCCUAAAACCCAAGAAAAAGGGGAAAUUUUCAAAGAAAAAGAAAGAAUGAAAAUGUCGGAUGAGAAAACACGGAUCUUUUUAGCGGUGCUUUUGGCUUUGGUGAGUUUGGAUCUGUGUUUUGGGAGUGGAUUCGGUAUGUCGCCCGCACACGGGGACCAUGGCCAUCAUCACCAUUGUGAUCAUGGACAUGGACAUGGACAUGACCACCAUCACCAUGAUCAUGACUAUCAUCAGAAGCACCGCCAUGUGGAGGAGCAGAAGAAGAAGAAGAAUAUGAUGUUGCCGGAGGAGAUGGCUGAGGAGGAAGACAUGAAAUUGUACGGGUUUGGGCCCUACCGAGAUGAUCAUGAUCACGAUCACGAUCACGAUCAUCAAGACCUCUCCGGUUUAGGCCUUUGGUUACAUGCAUUGGGAUGCUCACUUUUAGUAAGCUUGGCUUCCCUUAUUUGCCUGAUUAUUUUACCCGUGAUAUUUAUACAAGGAAAACCAUCCAAGGCAGUUGUUGAUUCAUUGGCUUUAUUUGGGGCAGGAGCUAUGUUGGGAGACGCUUUUCUUCACCAGUUGCCACAUGCUUUUGGUGGUGAACACUCCCAUUCACAUGAUGACCAUGUGGAUCACGCUCAUCAUGCUCGUACUGGGCAUGAUCAUAAGCAUGCACACUCUUUGAAGGAUCUUUCUGUGGGCUUGUACAUUCUUGCUGGGAUAGUCCUGUUUCUUCUUGUGGAAAAGGUGGUCAGGUAUGUUGAAGAAAACUCUGGAGGGGCUAGUGGAUGGAGCCAUGGUCAUCACCACCAUCAUCUGAAGAGCAAUAAAAAAUUGAAAAAUGAUGAUUAUGAUGAUGUUCAUGACAACAGUUCACAAUCCCUUGGUGACAUAUCAGAUGACUCCUUGAAUGGAGGUAAUGCAACUCAGCAUGAAAUGCGAAAGAGAAAGAGUUCUGCUGGUACCAGUGAUGACAAAUCAGAUAUAGUUACUGCAGAUGGCUUUGCAAAUAGUGUUAAAACCUUGAUACAAAAGGAGACUUCUCAUUCACCAUCAAACCUGGUUUUUGGCUAUCUUAAUCUUUUCUCUGAUGGUGUUCACAAUUUUACUGAUGGGAUGGCUUUAGGAAGUGCUUUUUUGCUUUAUGGAUCUGUUGGUGGGUGGUCCAGAACUCUAUUUUUGCUUGCACAUGAGCUUCCCCAGGAGAUUGGUGAUUUUGGUAUAUUGGUAAGAUCUGGUUUCAGUGUUACAAAAGCCCUGUUCUUCAACUUUCUUUCAGCGCUGGUGGCACUAGUAGGAACUGCUGUGGCUUUGCUUUUGGGACAAGAUCCUGGACAAUCAUCUUUGAUUGAGGGGUUUACAGCUGGUGGAUUUAUAUACAUUGCUGUUGCCGGAGUGCUUGCAGAAAUGAAUAACAAUAACAACACAACAUUGAGAAGUACUACAGUGCAAUUAAUCUCAUUAACAUUUGGCAUGGCUGUUGCCCUUUGUAUUUCACUUGUAGAAUAAAGUUUAUUCAAGAACUAAUUUUUGUUGACAUCCUCAAAGCAUGUGCAGAAAGGAUCAAAUUCCAGCUUUCUUCGACUUCAGGUUCCUGCUAGUAUUUGAGAGGUAAACUACCCUCUGUUUUGAUCUCAUAAAAUUAGGAGAGAGAAGGAUAAAUGCUUACAGCUUACACCUUUACCUAAGUUUAGGACGAAUUCCUCACUCUUCCUGACCCACAGGUGAACUCUCUCUCUCUCUCUCUCUCUCCUGUAUGCCCUUCUUUUUAAUAACCAGUAACAUUAUGUUGUAGGAAAAAGGUGCUACAGGUUUUUUUUAGCUCUUUUUAUAUAGUGGGAAUGCCUUUUGUCGACGACUGUAACUGGUUAGAAGGAAAGAUUGUCUGUUGUGAUUCAUCAGUGCUAAAUUGCAAAUGGAGCUUGUCCCCACAUGCUGCAUGCUGACAAUGUUGCUUUUACACCGAAACCAUUCUCGUUAAAAUUAAAGAAAUCAUUGAUUCUUUUUUAGAAAAACCAGAGCAUGCAUUAUAUCAUGAAAAAUGAAAAAGAAGGAAUUACUACUAGUGCAAAUGAAGCACGAGUCCCUAAAAUUUGAGGAUAAUCUUUGGAAAUGGAAAAGUUGAGCAACACUGAUCCAUGUAGCAAUAAAAUGAAAGAGUGGAAGAAAUUUCAGAUCAGUUCGACAGCCAUUAAGUUAGCGCAUGCUUUAAACAGGCGAAAGUGGUCAAAGGAUUUUACUCGAAAGGUGGUCCCCUCAACUGUAGAGAACCGAGGAACGUUUUUGUUGAAUUAUUUCUGCUUGUUUGGUUGUUUAUUUGUUAGGAUUCUCUUUGCUCUUUUGGCCUUGCUGAGCUUUCUAAUGGUUAACUGGGUUCCCAGCUCUACUUCUGUUCUUUCUGUGAAUUGUUAUGGUUUAGAAAGGAUUAGGUAAAAAACGAAAGAGGAAGGGCUUCUAAGUUGUAUCCAUCACUUUUUGGAGCUCAGUAUGGUUACAAUCUGCUUCUUGCUUUGUCCGUUACCAUAUUGAAGUUUUAAAGCUACCAAAUUGUUGCGUCCCCUAAUAACACAUUGAGAAUUCUUGAGAAUCUAUUGUGAUAUAUGUCUAGAAACUAAUGAGACUUAGGUUUAUAACGAACAAUACUUUUUCAGUUAGAUGCAAGUUUUUCUUUGUGCAGACUGAUACAAUGCAAUAUCUGCUUUCUAUUAUCAGCCCCUGUUGAAGCUGAAAUACCAUUUUUAAACAGCAGAAGUCUAGAAAAUGCAGUUUUAAUUAAAAUUUGAUCGUCCAAGAAGUCAUAGUUGUUCAUCAUUAAGAAAAAACUUUGGAUAUAGAUAAUAUACAGAUCACAUCUAUUCCAACAUGCUAGUACUAUAGUUAUGAAGCCUGGGCUAUAUCUAGGAUUUCUUUUUCCUACAUCAAGCUGAAUCUCUCAUUUUUCCCGAUGCAUUUGAAACCAAACAUUACAGAAUUUAAAAGGAUGAGAAAAUUGUGGCUUGCAUUUUGCAUAUACCUUUUCAAGGGUUAAACUGGUCGAAUUCCUGAAGAAUUUGGGAAAUGGUAAGAUUCUGAGUUGGGAGUGGAGGGAAGAGAAGGUAUUCUGACAAGAGGCCUCAUUGUGUGGUCGUCGCGGGUGAGAGUGUGAUGAAGCCUUUUACGCACCGCUCUUACUGGUGGUUCUGUUGCCACCGCAAUUCCUUUCUUCACCAUUUCUGGUAGUUCCGAUCUCUUCCGAAAGCUCUCAGCUGCAACCCUUUCUUCAUGACCUUUUCCUUCCUACAAAAAGAAUAUAUAUUUUACAUGUCAAAAUUGUUGUCUUCCCGAAAAGAUGUUUGGAACCACCCUUAAAUUGACUCUUUGUUUUCUUCU
Messenger RNA from Durio zibethinus, 3643 nucleotides. RefSeq names its product IAA-alanine resistance protein 1-like. Gene Ontology annotation, biological process: intracellular zinc ion homeostasis; zinc ion transmembrane transport. NCBI's taxonomy places the organism in Eukaryota, Viridiplantae, Streptophyta, Magnoliopsida, Malvales, Malvaceae. Gene Ontology annotation, cellular component: membrane. Gene Ontology annotation, molecular function: zinc ion transmembrane transporter activity. The record is from RefSeq and is a predicted model, not a curated record.